Molecule: messenger RNA, 389 nt
Organism: Artibeus jamaicensis (Jamaican fruit-eating bat)
Lineage: Eukaryota; Metazoa; Chordata; Mammalia; Chiroptera; Phyllostomidae
Gene: S100A3
Product: S100 calcium binding protein A3
Exons: 3
Coding region: 84-389 (101 amino acids)
Cellular component (GO): cytoplasm
Molecular function (GO): transition metal ion binding
Source: RefSeq, a predicted model, not a curated record
GGAAGAUGGGAUGGCCGCAGAUGGGGCAGAUUAGAGAUAGGCAAAUACCUGAUCUAGCUCCCCAUCUGGGCCUGUGAGUGAGGAUGGCCAGGCCUCUGGAACAGGCGGUGGCUGCCAUCGUGUGCACCUUCCGAGAAUAUGCGGGGCGCUGUGGGGACAAGCACAAGCUCUGCCAGGCAGAGCUCAAGGAGCUGCUACAGAAGGAGCUGCCCACCUGGACCCCGACUGAGUUCCGGGAGUGUGACUACAAUAAAUUCAUGAGCGUUCUGGACACCAACAAAGACUGCGAGGUGGACUUUGCUGAGUAUGUGCGCUCCCUUGCCUGCGUCUGCACCUACUGCCACGACUACUUCAAGGACUGCCCCCCGGAGCCUCCCUGCUCCCAGUAG